AUGGCCAACAGUCAAAAGAGGGUGAUUUUCUGCGGGGGGGCUCUGUUGAGCUUUGCCUCUGCUUUGACUGCACUAGUGGCGCUUGGGACUCACUUCUGGGUCGAAGGCUCCCUGCUGUGCAGGACCGGAGUGCAACUGGUCAAUGCCUCGGGAGCAGAACUGCACAAAUUCAUCGGGGCCAUCCGGUAUGGGAUUUUCCACGGACAGAGACUCCGACAAUGUGGCCUCGGCGGAAGAAGCUUCCAAAUCACCUUUUUCCCAACCCUAUUGGAUGCCAUACCUGCAAGCCUUCACGUCAUGGUUCUACUGUUUUCUGUAGCGACCAUUGUAUUUGCUCUGGUGGCAACCGGAUUCUUCAUGUUCAACGCUUUUGGAAGACCUUACGAGACCCUCCAUGGUCCUAUGGGCUUGUACCUUUGGAAUACCAUUGCAUGUUCCUGUGGUUUCAUGGUGAUGAUACUGUUUACCUCGGAAGUGAAGAUUCAUCAUCUGUCUGAGAAAAUUGCAAAUUACAGAGAGGGAAGCUUUGUCUUCGAGACGUACACUGAGACGUUUGGGUACCCCUUCUGGCUUAUCUUCGGGUGUUCAUUGGUUCACUGCAGUAAUAUACUACUCAUCAGGUUCAUGGGAAUCCAAAUUCCUUUCCCACUGUCAAAAAGUACCAAUUCAAGUGAUGGAGGAGUUGACCUGAUGUACUGA
Messenger RNA from Hypanus sabinus (Atlantic stingray), 699 nucleotides. It is a transcript of the gene clrn1, whose product is annotated as clarin 1. The transcript is spliced from 3 exons. The record is from RefSeq and is a predicted model, not a curated record. Gene Ontology annotation, biological process: sensory perception of sound; equilibrioception. The coding region runs from base 1 to 699 and encodes 232 amino acids. Lineage: Eukaryota; Metazoa; Chordata; Chondrichthyes; Myliobatiformes; Dasyatidae.